Messenger RNA from Prunus armeniaca (apricot), 1230 nucleotides. The record is from the annotation of a GenBank genome assembly. NCBI's taxonomy places the organism in Eukaryota, Viridiplantae, Streptophyta, Magnoliopsida, Rosales, Rosaceae.
AUGAGAGUGUGCAGCGGAUGGCGUCGUUUCCUCAUCUUUCUCCCUCUUAUUUUCAUUCUUCCUCACUUCUUCUCCGUCAAGCAAUUGCAUUAUAACUCUAAUGUGGAAGAUUUGCCCAAGAAGAAACAAGGCAACAAAUCCAAUCACUUGGUUCUUGGACCUGCUGCUGGUCAAGGCUUGAGAAAUCGCCUCCAAUGCCAAGGCAUCAAAGCUCUCAACCAAACCCAUUCUUCAGCCUCUUCCCAUGUGUCCAGUGGGGUUGAUGACAUUGCCUUUGUCACUGUCUUCACCAUAUACAACUCCACCGUUAAUGGGCUCGCCGAGGAUCAAUUGUCACACUUGGUUACCGUUGGGAAUGCUUCUUAUACUAAAGUGGAGAGAUCAAUGGCCAUCUUGAAUGUCUUCAUUAACUUCAUUCAGGUAUCAAUGCCUCGGAGCAAUGUAGUCAUUCUUACUGACCCAGAAUCUGAUCUUUCAAUGCACAGAAAUGGGGUCACUGUACAUCCAAUUCAAGGUGAAUAUUCACGUGACCAGUUGAUGCUUCAAAGAAUCAGGUCUUACAUUACCUUCCUAGAAACAAAGCUGGAGGAGCUUUCUCAGAAGCAGGGGCAUAAUCGUCAUUAUAUAUUCACUGACUCGGAUAUAGCUGUGGUUGAUGAUCUAGGAUACAUUUUUCGUGAGUACCCGAAUUUUCAUCUGGCACUCACGUUCCGAAACAACAAAGCUCAACCUCUGAAUUCAGGGUUUAUAGCAGUGAGGGGUACUUCCGAUGGCAUUUUAAGGGCGAAGAUUUUUCUACAAGAAGUACUAAAAGUUUAUGGAUCAAGGUACAUGAGAGCUUCUAGAAUGCUUGGGGAUCAGCUAGCUCUUGCCUGGGUGGUGAAGUCACACCCAUCUUUUGAUGCAAAGAAAUUUACCAAAGCCCAAGUUUUCAUAGAGGAUAUUGGCGAUGCUUCAGUGUUGUUUUUACCCUGUGCUCUAUACAAUUGGACACCACCAGAGGGCGCAGGUCAAUUUCAUGGCAUGCCCUUGGAUGUUAAGGUUGUUCAUUUCAAAGGAUCAAGGAAACGCCUGAUGCUCGAGUCUUGGAACUUCUACAAUUCCUUUUCUGACAUUUCAGAUAUGUUGUGCCUGAUACUAAAGAGUGGGAGAACAAAAUUUGAUUGGGGACCUUCCGAUUUCAUUCACAGAAGGGGUACAGCAAAGUUUGUUUUUGUGCUGAGUAAAUGA